This is a messenger RNA of Aphanomyces astaci, 309 nucleotides long. RefSeq lists its product as hypothetical. NCBI's taxonomy places the organism in Eukaryota, Oomycota, Saprolegniomycetes, Saprolegniales, Verrucalvaceae. The transcript is spliced from 2 exons. The record is from RefSeq and is a predicted model, not a curated record. Bases 1 to 309 code for a protein of 102 amino acids.
AUGCUGAUGUUCCGAGAUCAGACCAAGCUACAUCCAGCCUCCAUCGGGCCAUUUGAAGUGGUUGCCACCCGACCAAACGUCUCGACGGGCCAUCCCUCUGGGUUUAUGGAACUGAGUUUUUCGAAAGAAUGGCUCAAGGUCGAGUUUGUGAGCUUUGACUCAGAGUGGCAGUUCAACGGGUUCUCGUCUGGAGAUAUUUUACCCGGAGGCAUUUCCAGAGGCCACUGCUGGUUUCUCCACAAGUCGGGGAAUACACCUGGCGUGCCGUGCAAUGCGUCCAAGGAAGGGCUGGUGGGACUGCCUACGUGA